Molecule: messenger RNA, 547 nt
Organism: Varroa destructor (honeybee mite)
Lineage: Eukaryota; Metazoa; Arthropoda; Arachnida; Mesostigmata; Varroidae
Product: synaptic vesicular amine transporter-like
Biological process (GO): aminergic neurotransmitter loading into synaptic vesicle; transmembrane transport
Cellular component (GO): terminal bouton; synaptic vesicle membrane
Molecular function (GO): serotonin:sodium:chloride symporter activity
Source: RefSeq, a predicted model, not a curated record
UCGAUCGCUGAAACGUACAGUGAUGAUGAAGAGCUUCGCACGAAAAUUAUCGGCCGCGGUAUGGGUGCAGUCGCAAUGGGUGUGCUUGUGGGCUAUCCAUAUGGCGGAAUUAUAUAUUAUCUGCUGGGGAAGAACGCCGUUUUCAUUGGCGUAUUGAUCAUGAUCAUACCUGUGCUAACCAUCACUGUGACGUCGUCUCUUGUAAAUCAAGUCGACUACGAGUGUAUUCAGGCGGAAAAAGAAAGCGAUGUCAACGUUCAUCUCAUUACGCAAAUGCUGACUGAACCGGCCGUGAUCAUUGCAACAGGUGCCACACUUUUGUCAUCUGCUUCAAUCGCAAUUCUGGAGCCGACUCUCCCAGUAUUACUCGGCCAUACGUUUAAAACUCCUCGAUGGAAAAUUGGUACAGUAUUUCUCCCUGACAGCGCCGGCUACUUCAUUGGAACGUGUUUCUUCACUACGGUGACUCGCUAUCAAUCCAAGUUAGACAAAUUUAUUACUGAUAACUUUCUUACAAUAGAAAAGAAUUCGUAAGGUCGCUAUGUAA